UGCGGGGGCAUUGUGGAUGGGCCUGGCUGCUGCGCCGUGGAGAAAAACGUGCAUGCAUCUCGUGUGGUGUGUCAUUGACAAACAAACCGAGCCAACGUUCACAGAAACGCUUCUCUGUGUUUUAUACAAGCGCUGCAUACAAAUAGCACCAACAAAAAGAGGGAUUCAUAAAGGGCUCGCGGCAUGCAUGCACGCGUUACUGUGCGCGCGGAUAUUCGAAGGUGUUGGAGGUUUUCGAGUAAUUAAAAGUGGACCUAUGGAGCUGCUGCUGGCACACGGAGGGCUGGGCUGUGACUUCUGACUGCCUGCAUUGUUGCAUGUUUCCUCGAAUGGAAUAAUUGUCCUCCUCAUUCAUCAAAGGAAUAUUAUUGAUUGACCCUCCGUUUCACUCUCAAUGGUGCUUGAAGGAGAGAUGGACGGCAUAGGGAACAACAUGCAGAAGAAGGCUGCAGAGCUGGAGCGGCUCGCCGAGGUGCUCGUCACCGGAGAACAGCUGAGGCUGAGGCUCCACGAGGUGAAGGUGAUCAAGGAUCGGCGGCACCACCUGCGAACUUACCCAAACUGCUUUGUGGCCAAAGAGCUCAUCGAUUGGCUGAUCGAACACAAGGAGGCCUCUCCGACCGAGACAAAACGGCUAUCACGAUUAUGCAGAAGCUUUUUGGACCAGAGCAUCAUUCACCACGUGUGUGACGAGCACCGGGAGUUCAAAGACCUGAAGCUGUUUUAGAUCGCUUCCGGAAAGGACGACGGCAACGUUCCCGUUGGACAGUGAGGCCAAAAGUCCUUCAUGAGGGGGCAGAGGAUCUAUGAGAAGUUGAUGAACACAGAAAACACCUUGUUACAAACCAGGGAGGAGAGAGGCGGCACGUAUGAGCGAGCGCUGGUGGGCUCUGAGUUCAUUGACUGGCUACUGCAGGAGGGCGAGACGGCCAGGGAGGAGGCGGAGCAGCUGGGGUGCAGGCUCCUGGAACAUGGCAUCAUCCAGCACGUCACCAACAAACACCACUUUGCCAAUGGACCCCUGCUCUUCCAGUUCAGGAUGAAUUUCCGUAGACGACGGCGGUUGAUCGAACUUCUUCACGAGCGCAGCCGCUGCAUCCCCGAGAGUCACGACAGCCCCUUCUGUCCUCCCUCCGCAAACAGAACUCAGAUUGGAGGCAACACCAGCUUCCUCUCAGUGAGUCCCACUAAAGAGAUUAAGGUGGCGGUGGGAGUCCGGCGGAGCAGCAUGAGCAGCAGCUGUGGCAGCAGCGGGUAUUACAGCAGCAGUCCCACGCUCAGCAGCAGUCCACCUGUGCUUUGCAACCCCAAAUCUGUUCUGAAAAGACAAGUGAGCCCAGAGGAGCUGCAGACACUAGGAGGAUCUUUUAUAAAGAAGACAUUCACUAUUGUGGGUGAUGCUGUGGGCUGGGGCUUCGUGGUGCGAGGCAGCAAACCCUGCCACAUCCAGGCUGUGGAUCCCGGUGGACCUGCAGCUGCUGCUGGCAUGAAGGUGUGUCACUUCGUGGUGUCGGUGAAUGGGCUGUGCGUCCUCUCUCACGACUACCGGACCGUCAGCAGCCUGAUCCUAACCGGGCCCCGGACAAUCGUCAUGGAGGUGAUGGAGGAGUCAUAAUUUCGAGGAGAGCCGCGACUGAAUCCCUCAUAGACGAGUAGUGCAGUAACAACGGCGGCACUUGAAGGUUUAGUCCUUGACCUCCAAAACCACAACAGGACAGAGCAACAUGGACGACUUUAAGGCAUACUCUUUCAGUUCCAAAGGUGGACGACUGAGACACAGAGUAUGUCCAAGAAAGUGGUCUUUAAGUGAAGUAAAUUAUUAUACCUGCAGACCUAACAUGCUGGUGGUACUUCAGUUUUUUCUUUGAAUUUACAGGUGCACGCAUAAAACAAGUAAAGGGUAAGAUCCAAAGUGCCCUCAAAGACUCACACAAGGAGUUUUAAUAGAGAAGCUACUUUAUGUGUGAAAUGGGAAGCCCAUGUUUCCUGGGUUUGUUUCGAAACCAGAACUGUUUCACGAAUCUGUGGCUGAACAUGAAGAGGAUUCAAAGGAUGAGUGAUCAAGAUGGUCAUACGAACCAGGAGACUAACAAGUACAAGCAGAUACUUUAACUAUAUGAAAGAAUAUUUCAUGCUGACACAUUUUAUGACCUCUCCCCCAGUUAGUUUCCAAAUCUGAGCGAAGGUUCCUGGCAGCUGAGUGCUGCCCUCUGGAGGGAGAGGCAGGAAGACACACGGCUACACACCACAGCUUCCUGCAUCAGAAGUCUUUGGUUUGGGUUUUUUUUCCUGUUUGGGGAACCAGUGUCAUUUAGAAAAAGACACAUUUCUUCCCUUGUCGUGUUAAAGAAAUUAACAAAUCAAUUGAAACCCUGGUAGAUUUCCGUGUAGCUGUUGGGUAUUAGUUAGUUUACCUAAUAAAAACUCUGUGCUAAACUCUGUGACAUUAACAGGCACAAUGUAUAUAGAAAAGUUACGAAAGACUUAACGCACAAACAACCUAAAGAAGUUCUGCUUUAGAAGAAACCUUAAUGUGUACAUUUAAAGAAGAAACAUCUCUUCUAUUUAACAUGAUUUGAAAACAAGAAAUGUCCACAAUGACAUAGGUCAUUGUUUGUUUAUAAAAACCGAGAUCUACUCUAUUAAACAUACUAUUGAGGUUUUGAACUUACAAAUAUUAGUACAAAAAUCAGUAAAUAUUUGUAAGGUGUGUUAAAUUUAUUGGUGAAAACACAAAAUAUGGUGCAUUGUAUACCAGUAACAAUGACACAAAGAAUCUAUAAUUACCCUAAACUUUAAUUGUAUUUGUGUUAUUACAACCAGAUUUAAUUAGGAAGCUUUUUUUUGUAGAUUUAAUUGACUUUAAAUAUAAAAAUUGUCUCUGUAUUUUUUUAUUUUUGAACAAUUAAAGGGUGAAUAACUAUUAGAGCACUCGAGCUAUUAAGACAUUUGUUUUAAAUUGACAAAAGCACUUAAGUGACAAAAAGCUUUCUUUUUAAAAACAGAAUUUAGAUUUGUAAUAUCCGUAUGCAUUAAUGCAUGGACUCUGGAAAGGUUUGUUGUUGAUUUUUAACAAACAUAUAAUGCUGUGAGAAACACAAACAAAUAAAUGUUUAACUGAAAGUAAACUGCAGCGUAGCAGGCUCGACGUUUAGAUAAAUUGAUUUGUACGUACUUAGCCUCAAAUAAAUCGUCAGAAUUAGCUGUAUGUUUGUAGCCUCUCCCCCCAUGUGCAAAGACAUACAUGCAUGAGAAGACCAUAUUAAAAGUGAGUAUAAAAAGAAGAGCGUUGCUCAUACAGUAUGUGUUUGUAAUUUCUGGCUGAAUCCCAAGUAACCACUUGUUGACUUGUUAGUUUUAGACAUAAGAACACUGCCUGGUUCAUUGAAUUUAGUCCUCAAGUGAAAUAUGAUUUAAUACAAAUGCAGUACAUUUUUUCUAUUCAACAUUGACAUGAUAUUUUCAGGAAAUCUUUAUUGCCAAACAUACUGUACUUCACGGUAAACUGCCUCUUAGUCUCUGAAGUAAGUCAUUCAGAGGAUUUCUCAUUGGUUUUCCCUCAAUGUGCUUCGAUGUUGUGCACAGUGAAAUGCAUGAUUGUGAUGUAAAUGUCUGCUUAUGUAGUGUUAGCUUCUAAUCCAAAGCACUUCUCUCUAUUGACUUGUAGGACUGAGUUAUCAGACAAAUAAUCUCAAAUUUAAAGUAGAGAUUUUGGCCUUUGUUUUCCAACAUGCUUUCCCAUUUUCUAGGUACAAUAUUGUAACGUAACUUCCUCAAUAGUUAUAGACUAUUUUACAGACAUAAGUGAUUAUCUCUGUCAUGACAUGACAUUUUGUCUCACAAAAUUCCCCCCUCAUUUUGUUGGGUGAUGCCAUACAACAUACUAUUUUAACGAAGUUCUUGGGUCUGUUGUUUUGGGUUUGGGGAAGAUAUAAAAGACCCUGAACUCAGAGAUUUCAAUAUUCAUGAAUACCUUUUCAGAUUAGUCCAUAUAGCAAAUAGUUUUCAGACAUGAGUGAUACUUCAAUCAAGGUUCUUCAUUAGUCUACUGUAGACAUUUCAUUAACGGCUCAUAUCUAAACUCAGCAUGUGUUCAGUUUUUCUUUCAUAUAGAAAUCGCCUUCCUGCAGUGUUCAACCCAGUAUUAGCUCUUGUACCUGGAAAUAAGCUGUAGGGUUGGAAGAUGGAAAAUGUUUCCUGAUUGUCUGCAGGCAGGUGGACAAGUUGACUGUUUUAGAAAAUGGAAAUAUGCAGAAUGAGUAUGAAAGUGUCAAAUGUUUCCCUUCAGGUGGAUUUAAAAGUCUUUAAGGAGUUCUUUGUGGUCGUUGGCAGAAACGGGUUUGCUGACUUUUCACUGCAUUUGCCUUAAAACAUCAUUUUGCUGCUAACCCCAGUUUGAUGCUCAUCUAAUCUCCUGUUCUGUUCCAAGAUCUUUGUAUCCCUGACUGUGUUUUGAAAGUUGUACCAGGUAAUCAUACCUCAGUUCUGUUGACAAUCAGUGUUUUAUGGACACCAACUCCAAAAUAGCACAACAGUGGUUUAAAUAUUGCCUGACAGAAUGUAUUCCUACAUUGUGCUGUUGAUAUUCUCAGUAUUACACCUUAACUUUGACGAUUAUUUCACUCAUUUGAUUAAAGGGAUAUUUUUCUUGAGGUUCACUUCAUGAUGGCGCAAACAUUUUCAGUGUUUUUGUUUUCUCCGCUAUCAUCAGAGAUUGAAUGUUAGGUUUGCGACGAUAUAAGCUAACAGUAACUGUCUGUUUUUGACAAAGCAGCUAAAGCUCAGUCUGAUGUUCUGAUGUAUUAAACAGUUGAUUAAGUGUUUAAUAAACAAGUUGAUUCUA
Messenger RNA from Gymnodraco acuticeps, 4843 nucleotides. It is a transcript of the gene deptor, whose product is annotated as DEP domain containing MTOR-interacting protein. Gene Ontology annotation, molecular function: protein binding. The record is from RefSeq and is a predicted model, not a curated record. Lineage: Eukaryota; Metazoa; Chordata; Actinopteri; Perciformes; Bathydraconidae. Gene Ontology annotation, biological process: intracellular signal transduction.